AUGAAGUUCUUCAUCGAUGAUCUGCCGAUUCUUUUCCCCUACCCUAGGAUAUAUCCUGAGCAGUAUGCCUAUAUGUGCGACCUCAAGAAGACUCUGGACGCGGGUGGUCACUGCGUCCUAGAGAUGCCUUCAGGAACAGGAAAGACGGUAUCGCUGCUCUCACUUAUUGUGGCCUAUCAACAACAUAACCCAGAGCAUCGCAAGCUCAUCUACUGCUCACGUACCAUGUCUGAGAUCGAAAAGGCCCUCGCAGAGUUGAAAGCUCUCAUGAAGUACCGCGCUCAAGAGCUUGGAGAGGAGGAAGAGUUCAGAGGCCUCGGGCUGACAAGUCGAAAGAACCUGUGUCUUCACCCGUCAGUCAAGCAGGAAAAGAGUGGUGCCAUCGUCGACGCUCGUUGCCGAAGCCUCACGGCUGGAUUUGUCAAGGAGAAAAAGGAUCGAGGCGAGAAUGUCGACCUAUGCGUUUACCAUGAUAACCUGGAUCUCCUCGAGCCGCACAAUCUCAUUCCAAACGGAGUUUGGACCUUUGAGGGCCUUCUGAGAUACGGCGAACAGCACAAGCAGUGUCCAUAUUUCACUGCAAGACGCAUGAUGCAAUUUUGCAACGUCAUCAUCUACUCUUACCACUAUUUACUUGAUCCCAAGAUCGCAGAGAGAGUAUCGAAAGAGCUCUCAAAAGACUGCAUCGUCGUCUUUGACGAAGCCCACAAUAUUGACAACGUCUGCAUCGAGUCCCUAAGCACAGAUAUCACCGAGGACUCUCUACGAAAAGCAACAAGGGGCGCACAGAACUUGGAGAAGAAGAUCUCGGAGAUGAGAGACACCGACCAGGAGCAGUUGCAGAAUGAAUACCAGAAGCUUGUGGAAGGGUUGCGGGAUGCCGACGAAGCGCGACAGGAGGACGCAUUCAUGGCCAACCCAGCCUUGCCAGACGACUUGCUGAAGGAGGCGGUACCAGGCAACAUCAGAAGGGCCGAACAUUUCGUGUCUUUUCUGAAGAGGUUCAUCGAGUAUCUCAAGACACGGAUGAAGGUCAGACACACCAUUUCAGAGACACCUCCGUCUUUCCUUGCUCAUUUGAGGGAGUACACCUUCAUUGAGAAGAAGCCUCUGCGAUUUUGUGCCGAACGGUUGACGUCCUUGGUGAGGACUCUCGAGCUCACGAAUAUUGAAGACUACCAGCCUUUGCAAGAGGUAGCUACCUUCGCGACGCUGGUAGCAACAUACGAGAAGGGGUUUCUCCUGAUCCUAGAACCAUUCGAGUCGGAGACAGCAGAGGUGCCAAACCCUGUCUUGCACUUCACUUGUUUGGACGCCGCAAUCGCAAUCCGACCCGUUUUUGACAGGUUCAGUUCUGUCAUCAUCACUUCAGGAACGAUCUCCCCUCUUGAGAUGUACCCGAAGAUGCUUGGCUUCUCGACCGUGGUACAGGAGUCAUACAGCAUGACGUUGGCGCGAAGGUCGUUCUUGCCCAUGAUUGUGACACGUGGAAGUGACCAAGCGAGUGUUUCCACGAGUUUCCAGGUCAGGAACGAGCCUAGCGUGGUGCGAAACUACGGCACGCUGCUAACCGAGUUUGCCAAAAUCACACCGGAUGGCAUGGUGGUUUUCUUCCCCUCCUAUCUUUACAUGGAGUCCAUCAUCAGCAUGUGGCAGGGAAUGAACAUCCUCGAAGAGGUCUGGAAGUACAAACUCAUCCUCGUCGAGACACCCGAUGCGCAGGAAACCUCGCUGGCGCUGGAAACGUACCGAACGGCGUGCUGCAACGGCCGCGGCGCCGUUCUCCUGUGUGUCGCUCGAGGCAAGGUCUCUGAGGGUAUCGAUUUCGACCACCAAUACGGCCGUACUGUGUUGUGCAUCGGCGUGCCAUUCCAGUACACUGAGUCCCGAAUCCUCAAGGCGAGACUCGAGUUCCUUCGCGAGACGUACCGCAUCCGUGAGAACGACUUCCUGUCAUUCGACGCCAUGCGACACGCUGCCCAGUGUCUGGGUCGUGUUUUGAGAGGCAAGGACGACUACGGUAUCAUGGUACUGGCCGACCGCAGAUUCCAAAAGAAGCGAGUGCAGCUGCCCAAAUGGAUCAACCAAGGUCUUCUCGACGCCGACACCAACCUCAGCACCGACAUGGCUGUGAGCAGCGCUCGCCGCUUCCUCAAGCAGAUGGCUCAACCGUUCCGGGCUAAGGACCAGGAGGGUGUGAGCACAUGGAGCUACAACGAUUUGAUGAAGCACAAGGAGAAGAUGGACAUGGAACGGAUCCAACAGCUUGAAGCUGCCGGGGUUGAUAGCAUGCAGUUGGGAGCUGACGAGGGCGACGAAUACGGCAUGGACGAUGACCUUGACCAGGACAUGAUGGAGAUCGACGAUGGAUUCUGA
Colletotrichum chrysophilum is the source of this 2376-nucleotide messenger RNA. RefSeq names its product DNA-dependent ATPase of the nucleotide excision repair factor 4 complex (gene RAD15). Gene Ontology annotation, cellular component: nucleus. Lineage: Eukaryota; Fungi; Ascomycota; Sordariomycetes; Glomerellales; Glomerellaceae. Gene Ontology annotation, biological process: positive regulation of mitotic recombination; transcription by RNA polymerase II; nucleotide-excision repair. The transcript is spliced from 9 exons. Gene Ontology annotation, molecular function: damaged DNA binding; hydrolase activity, acting on acid anhydrides, in phosphorus-containing anhydrides; DNA helicase activity. The record is from RefSeq and is a predicted model, not a curated record. The coding region runs from base 1 to 2376 and encodes 791 amino acids.